Messenger RNA from Drechmeria coniospora, 759 nucleotides. RefSeq names its product putative RPE1-D-ribulose-5-phosphate 3-epimerase. The transcript has 4 exons. Gene Ontology annotation, cellular component: cytosol. NCBI's taxonomy places the organism in Eukaryota, Fungi, Ascomycota, Sordariomycetes, Hypocreales, Ophiocordycipitaceae. The record is from RefSeq and is a predicted model, not a curated record. Gene Ontology annotation, biological process: carbohydrate metabolic process; pentose-phosphate shunt; pentose-phosphate shunt, non-oxidative branch. Bases 1 to 759 code for a protein of 252 amino acids. Gene Ontology annotation, molecular function: metal ion binding; D-ribulose-phosphate 3-epimerase activity.
AUGGCUCCCAAAACGAUCAUCGCACCGUCCGUUCUGUCGGCCGACUUUGGCCAGUUUGGCCAUGAGUGUUCGAGGACGAUGGAGCAUGGUGCCGACUGGCUCCACGUCGAUAUCAUGGACGGGCACUUUGUGCCAAACAUUACCUUUGGAGCGCCCGUCGUGGCCAAGAUUCGGCAGCAUGUCUCGAAGCCUACCGAGCCGCAAGGCCGUGGCACCUUUGACUGCCACAUGAUGAUUGCCGAGCCCAAGAAAUGGGUAAAGGAGUUCAAGAAGGCCGGCUGCGACCUGUACUGCUUCCACUACGAGGCGGCCUUCUCGUCGGCGGCCGAGAGUCCGGAGCAGUCGUCGGACAAGAAGACUAACCCGAGGGAGCUCAUACGGUACAUACACGACUGCGGCCUGCUGGCGGGCAUCGCCAUCCGACCGGACACAUCGGUCGAUGUUCUGUGGGACAUUUUGGAGACGGAGGACGCCAAGGAGAUGCCUGACAUGGUGCUCGUCAUGACGGUCAUGCCCGGAUUCGGUGGGCAAAAGUUCAUGGCCACUGAGCUGGCCAAGGUCGAAGCGCUGCGGAGGAAGUAUCCGGAGCUCAACAUCGAGGUGGAUGGCGGAGUCGGUCCGACCAACAUUGGCGACGCAGCCGACGCCGGCGCCAACGUCAUUGUCUCCGGCAGCGCCGUCUUUGGUGCAAAGGACCCGGCCGAGGUCAUUGCCGCCUUACGGAAGCGUGUGGACGAGCGAAGCAGCCGGCGAAGGUAG